AUGACGGCCUCUCUGAGCUCCUUCAAGCCCCUACCACUGCACAAGUCUUUUGCAGCAUCGGCAAUCGCAGCUUGUGUGGCAGAGACACUCACACUACCUUUAGAUACAGCGAAGGUUCGGCUACAGCUACAAUCUAAGAGCACAGGUCCUCCACUGUACAAGGGACUCUUGGGAACUGUUAGGACAAUAGCCAAGCAAGAAGGGCCAGGAGCCCUUUGGAAGGGCCUUGAAGCAGGACUGCACAGGCAAUGCUUGUUUGGUGGCCUACGGAUUGGCCUGUAUGAGCCAGUCAAAAGGCUGUACAUGGGGAAAACCCCUGAUGCUGUUGCACCCUUCCACACAAAGGUGGCUGCUGGGCUUACCACAGGGGCUCUGGGCAUCCUCAUUGCCAGCCCGACAGAUCUUGUCAAAGUGCGGAUGCAGUCUGAGGCGGGUGGUGGCCCCAAGCGCUACCCCAAUGCCAGGGCAGCGUACGGCAUGAUUGCCAGGGAAGAGGGGCUGCUAGGUCUGUGGAAGGGCGUCACACCAAAUGUUGGUCGGAAUGCGAUCAUCAAUGCAGCAGAGUUGGCUAGCUACGACACGAUAAAAACAGCACUGAUAUCUACUGGGUACUUUGAGGACACGAUACCCUGCCAUUUGGCAUCUGGAUUGGGGGCAGGCUUCUUUGCUGUCUGCUUUGGCUCUCCAGUUGAUGUUGUCAAGUCCCGCCUCAUGGGUGAUAAGACUGGACAGUACAGUGGAUUGGUGGACUGCUUUGUGAAGAGCUUCAGGACUGGAGGGCUUGCAACCUUCUACAACGGCUUCUUGCCCAACUUUGCUCGUCUGGGAUCCUGGAACUGCGCCAUGUUCCUGACUGUGGAGCAGGUCAAGAAGCUGUUCUACUGAAGGAGAGCAACAGUCUCUGCGCAAGAGAGUGACAUUGCUAGGAGACUGAUUGUCUGAGAUUGUGUCUGCAAUUAUCAGAUCUGAAUUAGGUACAGGAACGGCGUAGGUCUGUGAACUUUAUCUGCACCAGGCACAGCAGGACAUCCGCAGUAAUUUACCGGUGGACAGAACAAGAGUGCUCUUCAUUUCUGUAUCAUAUGGUUGUCCGUUAUGUAGAAGCAUCAAUGUGUGAACAGCAGAUUUAGGAUAAGACGUUCCCUGUAGAAACGUUAUCAUGCAUGUGUGUCAUACCACACAACAACGUUGGUUUUGUGGCCACAAAAGUAGGAAGGCAGAAGGUUUGAAUGAGGGUGUGCUAGGUAUCAUUCUUGGUGGGGGGCAUAUUCGAGAUACCGUAGUGUAAAGAAUAGCACUCCUU
This is a messenger RNA of Coccomyxa subellipsoidea C-169, 1303 nucleotides long. Its product is annotated as uncoupling protein. Gene Ontology annotation, molecular function: oxidative phosphorylation uncoupler activity. The transcript has 10 exons. The coding region runs from base 1 to 885 and encodes 294 amino acids. Gene Ontology annotation, cellular component: mitochondrial membrane. The record is from RefSeq and is a predicted model, not a curated record. Lineage: Eukaryota; Viridiplantae; Chlorophyta; Trebouxiophyceae; Coccomyxaceae. Gene Ontology annotation, biological process: mitochondrial transmembrane transport; mitochondrial transport.